UGCUCACCAGUGGGAGCUCCAACAGGGGAGUUUCCCAGGUUCUCUCACUUAACCCAUUAUAUCACUUUUGUAAUAUAACUUAUGCUCUGUUCAGACGUCCAUGAAGUAGGCAGCAUGAUGUGGGUGCUCUUGGGCAGAUACCUGUUGGAGCUGAAGAGGAGGCUUUUAGAUAGGUUACUUGGUAAAGAUUUCCUAGGAAGGCAUUUCUUGCUCUGCAGCCACUAAAUUUCUAAUUUUUUUGCUUAUUUCUAAAAUUUAGUGUGAUUUUAAAUGGUUAUUCAUGUAUAGUGAAUGGAAGCCCAAGCUCUGGGGACAUCUUGGUCAUAACAUGACACCUGAUGAUGAAGGGAAAUGGAACCUUUUCUUGGUUCAGCAAAGCUUCGGGCUGUGAGUCUAAGUUCACAGGACUGGCAUCUCUGAGGGAAGCCUUCACAUGUGCCUUCCAGAUUCUCUUUUUCCUUUUCAGGAGGCAAGACUCCAGGUGAGAUGGAGAAUCUGCAGGAAGUGGCACUAAGGUACCUGCCACAGGAAGAGAUUUUCUGCCCACAAACUUGGCAACAAGUAACUCAGGAGUUAACCAGAUGUCAUGAUUCUGUGGCAGAUAUUCAAAGAACUGGCUCCCAGUGGAAGAAACAGGGUCACACCCUCUGUAAAGAUGAGUUCAGCAAAGGCUUUAGUCAGAGUUCACAGCUUCUCAUGCAGUACAGAGUCCAUGCUGGUGACACACGCUGCAGAGGGGAGGCGUGUGAGAAGGGCUUUGUCUGGGACACUCCUCUUCAAGUCAAGCCAAGGGCCUGUGCAGGAGAGAAGCCCUACAAAUGUGAAAAAUGCAAUCACACUUUCCGUCGACAUUCAAGUCUUCAGGCCCAUGAGAGAGUCCACAGCGGAGAGAAGUCAGGCAGAUCGGAUGCUUCCUGUAAAGGUUUUGACCAGAUGUCACACACUCACCAUCCUCAGAGAGUCCUCACUGGAGAGAAUGCAUACAAAUAUGAAGGAUGUGGGAGGAGCAUCGGGAGAAAGUCAUAUUGUCAAGCUCCUUCGACAGGCCGUGCAGGGAAGAAGCCCUACAUAUGUGAGGAGUGUGGGGUAGACUUCAGCGAGCGCUCAUGUCUCCAGGCCCAUCAGAGGGUCCACACUGGGAGAAAACCUUACAGAUGUGAGGACUGUGGCAAGGGUUUCAGUUGGCAGUCACGCCUGCAGGCCCAUCAGCGAAUCCAUACUGGGGAGAAACCAUACAAAUGCGAUGCAUGCGGCAAGGGCUUCAGUUAUAGUUCACACCUGAGCAUUCAUUGUAGAAUCCACACGGGUGAGAAACCCUAUAAAUGUGAAGAGUGUGGGAAGGGAUUCAGUGUGGGUUCACACCUUCAGGCACAUCAGGUAAGCCACACUGGAGAGAAACCCUACCAAUGCGAGGAGUGUGGCAAGGGCUUCUGUCGGGCCUCAAACCUUCUGGACCAUCAGAGAGGCCACUCUGGAGAGAAACCUUAUCAUUGUGAUGUGUGUGGGAAGGGCUUCAGUCGUAGUUCUGAUUUUAACAUUCAUUUCAGAGUCCAUACAGGAGAAAAACCCUAUAAAUGUGAGGAGUGUGGGAAAGGCUUCACGCAGGCCUCCAAUCUUCUGGCCCAUCAGAGAGGUCACACUGGAGAAAAACCAUACAAAUGUUCUACCUGUGGGAAAGGCUUCAGCCGGAGCUCCGAUCUUAACGUGCAUUGUAGGAUCCAUACAGGAGAGAAACCCUAUAAGUGUGAGAAAUGUGGUAAGGCCUUCAGCCAGUUCUCAAGUCUCCAAGUCCACCAGAGAGUCCACACUGGGGAAAAACCGUAUCAGUGUGCAGACUGCGGGAAGGGAUUCAGUGUGGGCUCACAGCUGCAAGCGCAUCAGAGGUGCCACACUGGAGAGAGACCCUACCAAUGUGAGGAGUGUGGCAAGGGAUUCUGUCGGGCCUCGAAUUUUCUGGCUCACUCAGGAGUCCACACAGGAGAAAAGCCAUACCGAUGUGAUGUGUGUGGGAAGCGCUUCCGACAGAGAUCCUACCUUCAGGCCCACCAGAGGGUCCACACGGGAGAGAAGCCCUACAGAUGUGCGGAGUGUGGGAAGGGCUUCAGCUGGAGCUCGUACCUACAAGCCCAUCAGCGAGUGCACACGGGAGAAAAGCCCUACAAAUGUGAGGUGUGUGGCAAGGGCUUCAGCUGGAGCUCGAGUCUUGUAAUUCAUCAGCGGGUCCAUGCUGCGGAUGUGGGUGACAAGGACUUUCCUUCAGAGGAGUCCUAGCAGGAAAUGAGCUCUGUAAAGUUACAUAUGUGAGUGUGUCACGUGGGUGCUGAAUGAUUCCAAUGAUCAGAAAGGGGGCAAAACAUUGGAUGCCUAAAGGGGUCAAAGGUUAGCCAGAGCUUAACAUGUCACCUCAGACAAGCUUUGUUGAGAGUGGAGACAGACAAAUCAUUCAGAAUCUUGACAUUGACACUGAAAGGGUGUCUGAUGUGGAGUUAACCUAGGAAUGCCAAACGUCUGUUCCACUAGAAGAUGCACUCCACCUAGAGGGCUCGGGGCGUGGCUGACUGCCAAAUUUACUAUGUCUUUUCAGUGCCUAACACAUUGUGUGCUUUUAAUAAUUGUCAAAUGAGUAAAAACAUUUGAUGUUUUGUUCAGUUUAUCAUUAAAGAUUUCUUUAAUUUUCCUGAGAAGGAAAAUUCCGCAAAGCUUAGAAGACAUAAAAGUUUGACAUAACAAGCUCAUCUCCCCAACUGUGUAGGUCCUGUGAGCUAAUGUUUAUUCUCGUGGU
This is a messenger RNA of Ochotona curzoniae (black-lipped pika), 2782 nucleotides long. It is a transcript of the gene ZNF45, whose product is annotated as zinc finger protein 45. Gene Ontology annotation, biological process: negative regulation of transcription by RNA polymerase II; regulation of cytokine production; regulation of immune system process. NCBI's taxonomy places the organism in Eukaryota, Metazoa, Chordata, Mammalia, Lagomorpha, Ochotonidae. The transcript has a single exon. Bases 487 to 2271 code for a protein of 594 amino acids. The record is from RefSeq and is a predicted model, not a curated record. Gene Ontology annotation, molecular function: DNA-binding transcription activator activity, RNA polymerase II-specific; RNA polymerase II cis-regulatory region sequence-specific DNA binding. Gene Ontology annotation, cellular component: nucleus.